Molecule: messenger RNA, 4181 nt
Organism: Myotis lucifugus (little brown bat)
Lineage: Eukaryota; Metazoa; Chordata; Mammalia; Chiroptera; Vespertilionidae
Product: ellis-van Creveld syndrome protein
Exons: 22
Coding region: 1-3318 (1105 amino acids)
Biological process (GO): smoothened signaling pathway
Source: RefSeq, a predicted model, not a curated record
AUGAGCAGCCGACCAACUAACCGGCCAGUAGCAAACCUGCAGGAGAACUGUCCUUGCGGAUGGGAACAUUCUACGGUCCGGGCUUCCAAUACAUCAGCCACCAGCACAGGGGCCACCGAGCACUUUGACAUGUUUACGUUUGAACAGCCACACGUGGCUCUGGCUACUGAACUGGACAGAGCAGGUGGCGACCGUGUGGGAAACGGGGUAGACGACGCGCAGAGUCUGCUCAAGAAUUUGGAGUCUAGAGCACAGACCCCGUCCGAAACCGGCUCCCCGCCCAGGAGGAGGAAGAGAGAGGCGCGGGCCUCAAAGGAUGCGGAGGUUCUGGACGAACGCGAGCCGUCCUUCAACAGCAACGUCACAGCAUUCGCGCUGAAGGCGAAAGUCGUCUAUCCCAUCAACCAGAAGUUCCGGCCUCUGGCCGACGGCUCCUCCAACCCGUCUCUGCACGAAAACUUAAAGCAGGUGGUUCUGCCCAACCAGCCGGUGGAGGCGUCGCCGUGCAGCAGCCUGGGCAGCCUGAGCCAGGCCGAGAAGGACGAGUGCAGCUCCUCGUCCAGCAUCCACUCGGCCGCCAGCGACGACAGGUUCCUCCGCCGCACCUUCCUCCGCGUCCACAGCUUCCCCGAGGCCCUGACCUGCGAGAGCGCCGACCUUGACCUUUGCAUCUAUCACCUCCACUUAAAGGAUCUGCUCCAGCUGGACGCGGCGCUGAGGCAGGACGAGCACUCGAUGUUUAUUCAGAUUUUUAAAAUGUGCCUCCUUGACCUCCUUCCGAGAAAGAAGCCUGAUGACGAAUUCUACCAGAAGAUUCUUUCAAAACAGGAAAAUGAAUUCAUGGACGAGCGUCCACGUCUCUUACGGUGGGCGGAGAGGUCGUCUGACGGGCGAGGGGACAGCGGGUAUGAGCCUGCAGGGGGCGGGCGGGUCCGAUGGGAUGAGCUGCUGAUGGGGCGGCGAAGGGUGUGCCAAGCUGAGCUGCCCGGAGGCCCCGAGAUGGGACAGGAAGCUUCUGAAGAGGCGUCAGUGCCUCCGGGUGAUGUUCUGUCCUGGCCGAGCCCGGCCCUGCAACGGCUGGCAGGAUUAAGCGAGCCUCAGGUUGUCAUUAUCUCCACCUUCAGCCAUAGCAGCCAGGUCAGUGUGGGCUUCUGGGGCCACGGACCCCUGACCCCUCCCAUGCGGGUCCAGCAAGAAGUGUCCCUCUCAGCCUCAGAGACGGGCGCCAAGGAGGAGCUCCAGCUGGAGCUGCAGGGACCUGCCCCAGAUCCAUUGCCUCUGCCUCUUGCUCCGGGGCCAGGGCCCAUCCCCUGCGCCUGGUCCUCGUCCUCGUCCGCUCCAGCUUCCCCGUCUCUGCCUGGCCCCUGCUGGAAGAGCCAGGAAGCAGCCGGUUGUGACGCACCUGGUGCAACCCUGCCUAACGGCGCCCCCGGCCUCAGGACCUCCUGGAGAGAACGAUGGGGCCGCGUGCACGUGGCGAAGACGAUCGAGUUCCUGAGGCUGCAGAUCCAGGAGGAGACCAGGUGCCGGCUGGCCGCCAUCUCCCGCAGCCUGGACCUGCUGGCCGCCCAGGGCUGGCUGUCCGGGCGGCAGAAGGAGGAGCUGCUGACCCAGCAGCACAAGGCCUUCUGGGAGGAGGCCGAGCGCUUCAGCAGGGAGUUUGUGCAGCGAGGCCAAGAGCUGGUCCAGGCGUCGCAGGCUCGCCAGGCGGAGGGCACGGCGCAGCUCACGCGGGCCCAGGAGGAGGAACGGAGGGCCUUCCUGGCGGAGGCGCCGCUGACCGCCAACCCCGAGGAGCUCCUCCAGGCUUUUCACGGGGUCCUGGAGCGGCAGAGGGUAACGCGCAGUGACCUGGAGGAAGAGGAGAACUUCAGGGCCACUGAGGCCACGGCGGCGCUCUGCCAGGAGCUGUACCGCAGCACCAUGGGAACGUUCCAGACGCUUGCGGACGUCCUGUUCCUGCAGACGCUCCCCGAUGUGACGGGCCUCUCGCGGGCUGAGUGCGACUCCGUGAGGCGGGAGGCCCAGGAGGACGCCGCCCUGCAGCUGGGGAACGCGGAUCGCUUCCGCCGACAGCAGUGGAGGCUGUCCCAGGACCUCCUGGAGCACGAGCAGCAGGUGUGGAUGGAGGAGCACGCCCUGUCCACUGUGCUGCAGACACACCUGCGGGACGACCACGAGAGCGCCAUCCACUGCGUGCUGGGCCGGCUCGGGGGCCUCAGUGAGGAGUCUGCACGGUGCCUCCUGCAGGGGCAUGAGCUGCUCCUGCGCUCCGCCCUCCGGAGGCUGGCUCUCCGUGACCAUGCAGUCGCCGCGCUGGCGCAGAUGCGGCUGUCCGGGAAGAAGCGCCUGCUGCAGGAGCUGCGCGAGCAGCACGCCCUGGAGCAGGGCUCCUCCCAGUGCCUGGACGAGCAUCAGUGGCAGCUGCUUGGAGCCCUGGAGGCCCGCGUGCUGGAGGAGACCGGCCGGCUGGAGGAGGAGGCGCAGCUCACACGGCUGCAGCUGCAGCAGCAGCUCCUGGCGGAGGCGCAGGAGGUGGGCCGGCUCCUGCAGCAGCACACGGAGCGGGCGGUGGGGCAGGCGCUGCUGGGGCACGCGCGGACCGCCGCCACCAGGAGCCGGACCAAGGACCGGGAUGACUUCAAGAGGACGCUGCUGGAGGCGGCCGUGGAGAGCGUGUACGUGACCAGCGCGGGCGUCGGCCGGCUGGUGCAGGCGUACGACCAGCAGGUUGGGAGGGCCAUGCGGGACCACACGGAGCGCAGGCUGGAGCACUUGGAGAGCCUGCAGGGUGAGAGAAGGGACAGUUACAAGCUGCGGAAAAAGCAGGAACUCGGUGACCCUCCGUCGGAGGGCAAGGAGGCAGGUGGAACUCAUGAUGCGCCCCAAGGCGUCCACCAGAGGAUGCGGGCGCAGCAGAAACGGUUCCUGGCCCAGUUCACGGCCCACCAGCGCACCCGCCUGGACACGUGGCAGCAGAGGGCGCGGGGCCUGGACCUCCUGGAAGCCCAGCUGGAGACGCAGCUGCAGGAAGCCGAGCAGAGCUUCAUCGCCGAGCUGGCGGCCUUGGCCCGGGUGCCCCUUGCCGAAAGCAAACCGUCUCCGAGUAAGCGGGGCCUGCCAGAGAAGCCCCUAAGGACCAAACGGAAGAAGCCGGCGCUCCGGGACCGAGGGGACCUGGGGGGGCCCAGCAACGACGAGCCUGCCUCCGGGGAGCACCCCUCAGGAUCGCUCAGCCCAAGGCCCAGCCAGCAGGAGGGCGACGCUGGUGCCGGGGAGGACCCCAGGAAGCUGCUGAAGAGAAGGAGCAACUUGUAGUCUAAGGCCUGUCCCUGGGGCGGAACCUGAGGUCUGAGUGCCCGCCCCGCCCCCUGCCUUGUGAGACUGAGGAGGGCCCCCACACAGAGGUGCAGACUGCACCCCCUCCCUAGGAGGAGUGUCUGCCCUGGGGGCACCGCUUCCCCAGUGGACGGUGAGAAGGCCCGAGGCUUCCAGACCGGCCCACAUCCACCCACCAGGAGAGGUGUUCCCAUGAAAAAGAAAAUGGUUCUUCUUGGCCAAAUCCUGGAUUUCGACCUCGGCACGUGGUCGUGUUGGGUGAGACCAUUCUUGGGGGGCCGCCCUGGGCAUUACGGGGUGUUUGGCAGCGUCUGGCCUCUCCUCACCAGAUGCCAGUAGCAUCCCCCGUGUGACAACCAAAAACGUCUGCAGACACUUUUAGAUGCCCCGGGGGGCACCCCCGUGACCUGAGGCCACCCCGAUGGAGAGCUCAGUGCUGCCACGAAUCCCCGGAAUAAGGAGGGCUCUGGGCUCUGGGCGCCAUGUCUCGGGGAUAUUCUGGACUGUUUAUGGCCUGAGUGUUUAUUUCUUAAAACCCGAACUAGACUCUCUCAGGCAGGAGGGUGGCUCCUUAAAGAAGUGACCCACACGAAUGACGGGGUUUAACCAUCCUCAGAGCAUCCUCCAGUCAGCAGACAGACGGGAUUCCCCAAGUCGGCCAACAGCGCCCUCUUGUGGCCAAAGAAAGCGUCUCCUUAUUCUGCAGCGUCUGGAACACAGCUCCUUGGAGCAGCACUUAGAACCUGGUUCACAGAGAAAUCAUUUCUCUUUUCGUCCCGUGGGUCCCGCACCGAGGCCUUCGGGCAGCGGGCUCCCAGCUGGGACGUCUGAUUGGGUGACGA